This is a messenger RNA of Guyanagaster necrorhizus, 2639 nucleotides long. Its product is annotated as DUF1793-domain-containing protein. The record is from RefSeq and is a predicted model, not a curated record. Bases 411 to 2477 code for a protein of 688 amino acids. NCBI's taxonomy places the organism in Eukaryota, Fungi, Basidiomycota, Agaricomycetes, Agaricales, Physalacriaceae. The transcript has 21 exons. Gene Ontology annotation, biological process: carbohydrate metabolic process.
CACGCGGUUGCACAAUCCCCAAUAUCACCUUGAUAUCACCUGCAUAUUCUCGUAUCCUUUUGGCGUCCCUUAUGAACUCAAGCUGCACAUGGGAGUAGUGCUAUAUCUAAAUGGGCAAUGACCACAUCUUCUUAGUGUUAACUCAAGAACUGUACUCAUAAUACAUCGUCAGUGCCUAUGACUCUGUGCAGAUGGUGCAACGAAGACUUGAAACGGCAACCUAUACUCUGCGAAACGAAUUGGAUUUUUUCGUCCUGUGUCAGAGAGGCACCACAUGGCUGUCAAACCCUCAUAACAAUUAUGCACUGCUUCGCUUCAGGAAGCAAGAUGGUAUCAUCCCAUCAUCCUACAUAAACUCGCGGGAAUUCAUACUGUAUUUCAUUCCCCACAAUCACAGUCCCAUGUACAGUAUGCUGAGGCUGAUCUCUUUCUUGUUCUUCUUCGCCUAUGUACAAGCCUUGGACUGGACUGCGACGCCCUUCAAUCCACCGUCUAUUCCUCUUGCUGUGAGAACACCGUAUCUCUCGGCCUGGCUUCCUCAAGGAUCCGGUGCUGCUCUCAAUGAUGUUUGGCCAACGUUCUGGACGGGUUCUGUCCUUGGUUGGGCCGGCUUUGUCAAGGUAGAUGGAACUGCCUAUAGUUUCCUUGGAAGCGCCAACGUUCCCGGCGCGACCUUUCAGAAAGCUGCUCAAACGAGUUUCAUUUUCACAUCCACACAAAGCACCUUUGUCCUAGUGGCUGGACCCGUUCAACUCACUGUAUCGUUCUUGAGUCCCGUGGAUGCAACGGACCUUGUAAAACAGUCGAUCCCACUCGCAUACAUGACUGUUUCCGCCGCCUCGACGGAUGGCGCUGAACACUCAGUCCGAGUAUAUACCGAUAUAAGCGCUGAAUGGGUUUCUGGAGAUACAUCACUCACAGUCAACUGGACUACUUCUACCGGGAACGUCGUCGCCCAUCAAGUUCAGCUGACAGAUCCAUCAGUACUCUCCGAGGUCAACGAUCAUACACAGUAUGGAUCAGCUUUUUACUCUACCAUCAGCACCGAUCGUACAACAUAUCAAACGGGAGCUGAUGUCAUGGUUCGUGCACAGUUCAUCAGCAACGGUGUUCUACCCAACACCCAGGAUACGGAUUUCCGUGCAGUCAGCGACAACUGGCCUGUUUUUGCCCUGGCUAGCGAUCUUGGUUCUGUUUCUAGUUCAACGGAUUCACUGAUCUUUGCUGUCGGUCAUAUUCGCGAUCCUGCGAUUAGUUAUAUCAUCGCAAAUAAUGGGCAUCAGGCCAGAAGCCUCUAUUUCUGGAGCCAGUAUUCCGAUGCUGCUAGCUUAAUUGAAUCGUUUCUUCAAGGUUACCCAGACGCCCAUUCCCAAGCGAGCGCUUUUGAUUCCCAGGUUGAAAGCGAUGCUUAUGCGAUCUCCGAAGACUACGCAGGGGUCGUUGCAUUGUCUAUUCGACAAGCUAUGGGCUCAAUGGAAGUGACUAUCUCCAAGAGUACGGAUGGAUCAUGGAAUACGGAUGACGUUCUGGUAUUCAUGAAAGAAAUCUCCAGCGACGGAAAUGUAAACACAGUCGAUGUCAUAUUCCCGGCGUGGCCUGUACUGUUAUACACAAACCCGACGCUUGGAAAGCACUUGCUGGAACCGCUGUUCCGAUACCAGGCAACGGGUCAGUAUCCCAAUGCUUGGAGUAUUCAUGACAUCGGUUCGUCUUAUCCCAAAGCAUACGGGCAUAAUGACGGCGGCGACGAAGCUAUGCCUGUGGAAGAGAGCGGAAACAUGCUAAUCAUGUCUCUGAGCUAUGCACAACGAACGGGGGAUAAUACCCAUCUCACCACAUACUUUGAUCUACUCGACCAAUGGACCCAAUUCUUGAUCACGGACGCACUUAUUCCUGCCAAUCAGAUCAGUACCGAUGACUUUGCGGGAUCUCUCGCAAAUCAAACCAACCUGGCUAUCAAAGGUAUCAUCGGCAUUAGGGCCAUGGCUGAAAUUGCGUCUCUGUUGGGCAACACAGCUAAGAGCGACAACUACACUUCAAUUGCGGAAAGCUACGUAACUCGAUGGCAAACACUGGCGGUUUCUGACAGCGGUGAACACUUGACUUUAUCUUACGGCAAUUCCUCAAGUUGGGGUUUGUCAUACAACCUGUACGCUGAUAAAUUAUUAGGAUUGAACUUGUUCCCGACGUCGGUGUAUGAAACGCAAACCGCCUGGUAUAAAACCGUGACAGAACCCUUCGGGAUACCACUAGACACUAGACAUACUUACACCAAAUCAGAUUGGGAGAUCUGGACGAGCGCAUUCAUGACCGAUAAUGAAACACGUGAUAUAUUUAUCUUGGCGGUAAGGAACUGGGCGUCGGAUGGACGAAGUUCUCAGCCUCUCGGAGACUGGUAUGAAACACUCAACGGUAACCCUGAAGGGUUCAGAGCAAGACCGGUCGUAGGGGGACAUCUUGCCUUUCUGGUGCUUUGAGGCCUAUCGAUAAUUGACACACCCAAUUCGAGCAAAUUUUCAAACGUUCAAACCCACACAGCCACGAAGAUACAUACGAGACAAAAAGUAUGACGAUACCCAUUAUGAUUACCUCUCAGAUGAAGAAUAUAUACGUCGGCGACGACGGUUGAAGCCACCAAC